Rubroshorea leprosula is the source of this 1778-nucleotide messenger RNA. NCBI's taxonomy places the organism in Eukaryota, Viridiplantae, Streptophyta, Magnoliopsida, Malvales, Dipterocarpaceae. The record is from the annotation of a GenBank genome assembly.
GAUUUUUAAAACUUGUUUUAGAGUCAAAACUAAUUUUAUCCUUUUUUUUCUCAAAGGGAAAAUCAAUCGGCAAAACUGGUACCAAAAAAAAGUACAAAAGAGUGGAAUCUGAAACCCCAUUUCAGAUAAGCACAGAGAUUUCCUCUCUCUGAUCUGAUCCUUUCCUUCCGUCAUCGGAAUUGUUCCGGGUUCUUUGCUGUUUCUCUGAAUCGUCCAAAUUGCCAUCUGGGUUGAAGAUUAAGUAACUGCAUUGCGUUGUUACCUGAGAUUUUCUUUUGGGUUUCGGACGAUGGACAAACCCCUGUUCGUCCACCGUUCUCGCUACCAUUCCAUCAGCAAACUCCUCUUCUGGACGCUUCUGUUCCUAGGUGUGAUCUUUUUCGUUUUCUUCCGGCCUCCGCCGACCCCUGAUUCCUCUCGCCGACUUCUGCAGGAUGGACCCGAUUGGGAGAGUCGGGUCAUCAAAUCUGGCCGACCCAAGUCCGUAAACAACCGUCGCAUUGUGCUUGUAACUGGGGCUGCUGGAUUUGUCGGGACCCAUGUCUCCGCCGCUUUGCGCCGCCGUGGGGAUGGGGUUGUAGGGCUUGAUAACUUCAAUUCCUAUUACGACCCGUCGUUGAAACGUGCCCGCCGCGCUCUCCUUGAACGUGCGGGAGUGUUUGUUGUGGAAGGUGAUAUCAAUGAUGCCGAAUUGCUGAAGAAGCUUUUUGGGUUGGUGAAAUUCACUCACGUAAUGCAUCUGGCCGCGCAGGCGGGUGUGCGUUAUGCAAUGGAGAAUCCUGCAUCUUAUGUGAAAAGCAACAUAGCCGGACUUGUUAGUGUUCUUGAGGUAAGCAAAUCGGCGAACCCACAGCCGGCAAUUAUAUGGGCAUCUUCUAGUUCUGUUUAUGGACUUAAUACUAAGAGCCCCUUCUCCGAGGAGGACAGAACCGAUCAGCCGUCGAGUCUGUAUGCCGCCACUAAGAAGGCCGGUGAAGAAAUUGCGCACACUUACAAUCAUAUAUACGGGUUGUCAAUCACAGGGCUGCGUUUCUUCACAGUUUAUGGACCAUGGGGCAGGCCUGAUAUGGCAUAUUUCUUUUUCACCAAGGAUAUAUUGAAAGGGAAGAAAAUAACCAUAUUUGAAGGUCCUGAUCAUACGACUGUAGGCAGAGAUUUUACCUACAUUGAUGAUAUAGUGAAGGGUUGCUUGGCUGCAUUGGACACUGCAAAGAAGAGUACUGGAACAGGUGGGAAGAAGAAGGGGCCAGCACAAUUGCGGGUGUUUAAUCUUGGGAAUACAUCUCCGGAGCCUGUUGGGAGACUUGUGGACAUAUUGGAGACAUUGUUGAGAGUGAAGGCUAAGAAGGUUGUGUUGCCUAUGCCUGCUAAUGGUGAUGUUUUGUACACACAUGCCAAUAUAAGCUUGGCGCAGAGAGAGCUUGGAUAUAAGCCUACCACUAAUUUGAAAACAGGUUUGAAGAAGUUUGUGAGUUGGUACCUUGAUUACUAUGGAACAGGGAAGAAGAGUGCUGUAUAAAUGCAAACAAUUUGUGGAUCUAUGGUAGUGUCAUUCAAAUCCCUCAUUUGAUUUGAUACUUAUGAUUUCUUAUUCAUAGCUUAACAUAGUUGAUUGUUGACUUGAACAACUGAAAAGAGUCAGUUGAUUUAUGUGCUUUUGUUGUGGGAAUGAUUCAAUUGCAUCUAGAAAAUAGAAGCAACUCUUUAGUUAAUGUUUGUCAUUAACGCCUGUUAUUUUUUCUUGGAAAAAUAUUACCAAAUAAUGAUUUUGUUUCCUC